Messenger RNA from Brassica rapa (field mustard), 6742 nucleotides. Its product is annotated as putative disease resistance protein At4g11170. Lineage: Eukaryota; Viridiplantae; Streptophyta; Magnoliopsida; Brassicales; Brassicaceae. Gene Ontology annotation, biological process: defense response; signal transduction. Gene Ontology annotation, molecular function: ATP hydrolysis activity; ADP binding. The record is from RefSeq and is a predicted model, not a curated record.
UUUCUCAAACUUUGUUUUUCGUAAGCGACACGACCGACGUUCAAGAAAUAUCUAAACAGUAACUAUACAUUUUGUAUCCAAGACCAUGGGAGGACCUAGAAGAUAAUUUAACCUGUGACACAAUACAUAUAAUAUGUGUAAAUAUAUAAAAUAUAGUGACUUAAUUUAUAUAUACAUAUAUUUUUUAACAAAUUCAUUAGUCACUAAAAGUUCACAUCUUCUAAAUUUCAAAAUAUACUGACAAAAAUAAUUAAAUUUCAGAAAAUAAAUCAUAUAAAAAGUGAAAAAUAUUUUUUAUAAUUUUAAAUCUUCUAUUUUGAGUAAUAAUAAUAAAUUAUAUAAAGAACAUAGUAGUUUUAUUAUAACCUGAACUUUUGAACCAUUACAGCUAAAAAAAUAUACUCCCUUUGUUCCACAAAGAUAGAUUUUUUAGUAUUUUCACAUAUUAAAAAAAACACAUUAAACUACCAUGAUAAAUAUAUCGUUUUCUGUAAUUUUUAAUUUUCAAUAACUUUUAACCAAUAGUAAUUCAUAAAGUCACUUAAUUUUCUUGAAAUUUACAAUUUUUUCAUAGAAAACACAAAAAAUACAUCUUUCUCGAAUAAACGUUUUUUCUAAAAGAAUUAUCAUUAAUGAAUGGAGGGAGUAUAUUUUUUUUUCUCACAGCAAAGGAAAUUUAUACUAGUUAGCCACACCCUCCGCCCUUGUCCUGGACUAUGCCUAAUAUCCAUGACUUAAGAAGGGCAUAAGGAUUAUUAACUUUUAUUUUUCUUUUUGAAAAAUAUCGUAGUCUAAGAGUUAAGAUUUAAGGGUUUUAACAUCCAAGUAUGAGGUUUGAAUUUCAAAAAAUGAAAUUAAAUUUCUUACACAUUAUAUGAUGUAAGACUUAUUGGAAGUUAGGUCAAUCUAAAUAAUUUGAGGAGAACUUUAUUAUGGAAUGCAUGUAUUUGAUCAUCAUAUCUAAUAGAAUUACAGAUUAUAUGAUAAAUUAAUUGGUGAUUUAUCCAAUAUUAAAAAAUAUUUUAUUUUUACAUCAUAUAUUUUAUAUUUACAUCAUAUAUUUUAUUUUUAAGUUUAGUUAUAAAAUUAUUUUGAUGAAUUAUAAAAAGGCAAAUUUCUCAAAGAGAACCUAAAAAUGUUUCUAUGACCAAAAAAACACACAAGAAAAAAAAUUCAAAAUAGAUUUCAUUAAAAAAAGUAAAAUACAUUUGUACCUCUAAUAUAUAUACAUAUAAAAAAUAAAAAUCGAUUUUUUAUUUUCAAAAAAAUUUGAAACAUUUUUCGAAAUUUUUUGUUGUCGACUUUUUGAAAAUUCUAAAAGCUUCUUUCUAAAAAUUAUUAAUUCAAAUUUUAUACCCUAAAUCCUAAAUUCUAACCAUGGUCCCUAAACUCUAAUAUUCCCCUCACCCCUUUCCAAUUCUUAAUUAGUUAAUCUAGAGGUACAAAUAUCUUUUACCUAUAUAAUGAAACCACUUUUGGUUAUUUUGACCAUUGAGAAUUAUUUUGUGAUAAAAAACUUUUUAUUGGUAUCGCAUAGUAAAUUUUUAUAAAAAUUAGAUAUUUAAAUAAAGAAUUAGAAAAUUUGGGAAUUUACAUUAUUACUUGAUUUGACAGAUUUAAACCAAUUUAUAGCAAUUUAAACUUAUUUAAAUGGUCUAGAACAGUUGACAAAAAAAAUGGUCUAGAACAAUUCAAAACAAUAUGAAGAUAAAUCAAAUUUUAAGAUAAUUGUUUCUGCAAUCACCAAUUCCCCCCUUAAAUUUUGUGCUUAAAGUCUUUGUUGAGCUUCGAGUUCAUGUAACACAACCUUAAUUUUCAUGACUCAUCUUGUCACUUACUAAAAUUUCCCUUACAUGCUUUCUCUCGAAAACAGCAUGCCCUAAUUUUCUCUCCUCUCACUCCUUCUCCAAACAACUCUUCCUACACCGUUUGCAGUCUCGGCCAGCGUCUGGUGGCUCUCGAGCCCCAGCGUUGCGCUUCUUUAAUUUUAUUUCUUGUCUUUUCGUUUAUAUGUAUUCAAUCUUCCCUUCUCUAGGGUUUCACCCUCUUCUCCUUGGAGCUGAGUCGGUUUUUGCCCUCGUGAAGAGCUUUUAGAGACAUAUUUGUGUAGCCUUGGUCUUUGGUUUGUCUCUAACUCUUUUGUCAAUCCUUGUUCUCUUGCUGUUGCAGGCUCUGGUUUUUGUUGUUCUAAGUUCUGUGCCGCCAUUUGACCUGGAUCUGGUCGGAGUUUUGCGGUCACAUAGGUUUGUUGUGUCUGGACACGCUGAUGUUUGCUGUGUUUGGCUCAAUGGUGGGUGUUCAGUUGUGCUGAUGUCAUCCUCUUCGUUCUGGUUGAUGAACUCUCAAUUCUUCGUUGGCCUCUCUGAAUGAUUGUCUGUUAUAGAUGCAUGAACGUGUAUGAGUCUUCGCUCCUUGCCUCUGUUCUGUAGAAGAGAAUGGUUGGUAUCCUCUAUGGAUUGUAGCGGACUGACUCUCCUAGUUUUGUUUGUUGUUUCUUGUUUCGUCAAUAGAGGUGGACGAGCGUUAUUAGAUUGAGCACGAUCGAGAAUUUUUCUCUUCUCAAGCUUAUUCUCUAGUUUCUUUAAUCCUUGCGGUUCUGGUUAAUCUCUUGAGUUUUCUGUUUUGUGUUUAUGUCUCAGUUUUGUGUUGAUCGGUUUUAUAUUCCAUCACCGAACCCCAUCAUGUAUCCUUCCUAGUUUAGUAUAGUGAAGAAAGUUUAAUAAACCUUCUUUUGGUCAUGUUUUCUCAUUAGGUGCUAUUUUUGUGAUAAAAAUUUAAAAAUGUUAUACCAGAAAAUUUCUCAUUAAUUUUUCCUUUUAAAAUAUAUUUGAGCCCAUAGUCUUGCAUGCAUCAAACGUCAGAGAGGGUUGUAAUCACUAAUUUCCUCAAAAGGGCCGAAAGUCUUAAAUGAAAAAUAUAAAUAAAUUCAAAGAAACCUUGUCUUCUCUGAAGUUUCCUCUUUCUCAUUACGCGUUGGCGUUAUUAGACACCGUAACGGGAUGGAAUGUUAUGGGAAUACUAAUCUAUAAAUAAAUAAUCUUACGAAGUCAGCCAACAUAUUAAAAUGUGGAACUAUCCCCACCUGUAAGAUAACUCAUAUCAUAAAUCUAGCACCAAGAUAAUCUUUUUUUUUUUUUUUAUUAAAGUACGAAGAUAAUCCUUUCAUGAGUUUACACCUAAUCUCCUAUCCCCAUGACAGAUCCUUCUUCAUCUUCCUCAACCUCUUGGAGAUACGAUGUCUUCCCUAGUUUCAGAGGAGAAGACGUCCGUAAAAACUUUCUCAGUCACUUGCUCAAAGAAUUUGAAAACAAGGGAAUAUUGACUUUCAGAGAUGACCAGAUCGAAAGAAGCCAUAGCAUCGGUCCUGAGCUAGUAGAAGCCAUAAGAGAAUCUAAGAUCUCUGUGGUUUUGUUCUCGGAGAACUAUGCUUCUUCAAGCUGGUGCUUGGACGAGCUGGUUGAGAUCUUGAAGUGCAAGGAAGAACAAGGACUCAAAGUGAUGCCGAUCUUUUAUAAAGUGGAUCCAUCUGAAGUAAGAAAACAAACCGGAAAGUUCGGAAUGGGUUUCUUGAAAACAUGUCACGGAAAGACGGAGGAGCAACAACAGAGUUGGAGGCAGGCGUUGACCGAUGCUGCCAGUAUUGUUGGCGACCAUCCGCAAGAUUGGGACAAUGAAGCAGACAUGAUCACAACAAUUGCCAAGGAUGUAUUAAAUAAAUUAAAUGCGACACCAUCAAGAGAUUUCGAGGACUUAGUUGGAAUUGAAUCUCACAUUGCAAGAAUGAAGACUUUGCUAUGCCUUGAGUCUCAAGAAGUGAGGUUAGUAGGGAUAUGGGGUCCUGCAGGCAUUGGUAAAACCACUAUAGCUAGAGCUUUAUAUAACCAAUUUCAUGAGAACUUCAAACUUUCUAUCUUUAUGGAGAACGUGAGUGAAAGUUAUGGUGGAACUAACCUCGAUAGCUAUGGUUUAAAGCUGGGCUUACAACAAAGGUUUCUGUCAAAACUUCUUGAUCAACACGGUUUGAGAAUACACCAUUUAGGCGCAAUAAAAGAAAGGCUUAAGAACCAGAAAGUCCUAGCCGUUCUUGAUGAUGUGGACAACAUUGAGCAACUCCAAGCUUUAGCAAAGGAAACUCAAUGGUUUGGUAACAAGAGCAGAAUCAUAGUGACUACACGAAACAAACAACUUUUGAUUUCACACAAUAUCAGCCAUGUUUACAAGGUGCCUUUUCCAUCAAGAGAAGAAGCUCUUGCUAUAUUCUGCCAACACGCCUUCAGAGAAUGCUAUCCCUCGGAUGAUUUUAAGGAUAUUGCAAUUGAAUUUGCAACUCUUGCUGGUCAUCUUCCGCUAGGUCUACGCGUUCUUGGUUCAUUUAUGAGAGGAAAAAGUAAGGAGGAGUGGGAAGUUUCUCUGCCUACACUAAAAACUAGACUCACUGGAGAGAUCGAGAAACUAUUAAAAGUCGGGUACGAGGGCUUACACAAAGAUGACAAAGCUCUAUUUCUUCACAUUGCAUGUCUUUUUAAUGGUCAUCAUGAAACCUAUGUGAAGCAGAUGGUGGUAGCUAAUAGUGACUUGGAUGUUAGCUUUGGACUUAAAGUCUUGGCUGAUCGGUCUCUCAUACAAAUAUAUGUGGAUGGUAAAGUGGUGAUGCACUCCUUGCUACGACAGUUGGGCAGAGAAGUUGUUCGCGAGCAAUCUGUGGACGAGCCAGGAAAACGUCAAUUCUUGAUGAGUGCUAGAGAAAUUUGUGGCGUUCUUUCGAAUAAUACUGGCACGGAUUCUGUAUUAGGUAUGUCGGUAGAUAUGUGUGACCUCAACGAAGAUUUUUAUAUAAAUGAGAAAGCAUUUGAAAAUAUGAGGAAUCUUUUAUAUAUAAGAAUCUACAGAAGUAAUGAUGCAAAUCCAAAUAAAAUGAAGUUACCAGAUGACGGUCUAAGUUAUCUGCCACAACUAAGGCUAUUGCAAUGGGAUGCGUAUCCACACAUGUUCUUGCCUUCUCGUUUCCGAACGGAAUGUCUCGUGGAACUCAGCAUGUCUCAUAGCAAGCUUAAGACGCUAUGGGGAGACAAUGCUCAGCCGCUCAGAAAUCUCAAGAAUAUGAAUUUAAGCAACUCUCCGAAUCUUGAAAGCUUUCCAAAUCUUUUGGAAGCAACAAAGCUGGAGAGAUUGGAUUUGAGUUGGUGUGAGUCUUUGGUGGAGCUUCCUUCUUCUAUACAGAACCUUCAUAAGCUGAGCUUGCUAGAGAUGUCUUGUUGCACAAGUCUAGAGAUCUUACCAACCAACAUAAACUUAGCUUCUCUAUCUCGCCUCCACUUUAGAAAUUGCCUUCGACUGAAAACGUUUCCAGAGAUUUCAACAAAUUUAAAUUAUCUGAAAAUAAAAGGCACCGCGAUCACUGAGGUUCCUCCAUCAGUCAAGUCCUGGCGUAGAAUUGAAGAAAUUUGCAUGGAAAGUACUGAGGUGAGGAUAUUAAUGAAUCUUCCUUAUAUUUUGGACACUCUAUGUUUGAGGGGUAAUACUAAACUGGUGGCUAUCGCAAACUACCUCAUAAGGCUACGUCGCCUGCGCAUGAUCGACAUCUCUUUUUGCGUCAGUCUCGUGUAUCUACCGAAGCUUCCGUACUCAGUACGCUAUUUAACAGCUUUUAACUGUGAGUCCCUUCAAAGGUUACAUGGCCCUUUUCGUAACCCAAGCAUCCGCCUCAAGUUCACUAAUUGCUUGAAGCUAGAUCAUAACGCACAAGAAAUGAUCCACCAAUCUGUUUUUGAUGUUGUUAUCUUACCUGGCGGACAAGUGCCCGCAUACUUCACUCACCGAUAUAAUGGUAACAGUGGUUUUUAUCAUUUCACGUUCGAUGGAUCUGUCAGCUUCUAUAGCUUUAAGGUAUGUCUAGUGCUAGCAGCGGGUACGAGAUUCGAAAGUUGUCACACAUCUUUCUACACAAGCUUUCGUGGCGAUCCGAUAAAGAAGUAUUACACAUAUAUGUUGAAUCAGCCCCAGCUUAAAGUGGAUCAUAUAUGCAUGUUUGAGUGUGUUUUGUCACCUGACUACGAUGGUCCGCCGUAUUUGGGAACUCGUCCUAGUACGACCAAAUUGUUCAAGUUUGACUUCAAUUGUAAUUAUGGCUGCAAAGUUCUGGAGUGUGGUGUACUAUUCUUGGAGGCUCGUAAAUCUUUGAUCGCUGCGAAAAGAGCCGAGUCUAGUUCCACAUGUCCAAGGCCUGCUAAAAGAUCCAAGGCACAAGUGUGAUUGUGUGAAGCUUAUAGAUUUUGUUCAUUUCAUAUGCUUUUAAGACAGGCACACGUUUACAAUAUUAUAGAGUCUUACAAGUUUUAAUCUGGGUUUUAAUACUCUCUUUGUUGUGCUCUACGUAGUAGGUAGUAGGACCGGAGGAAACCAUAAAUUUUUCUUUUAAGGUAGGUCUGUGCCCUUUAAUCUAAUUAUUAUAAAACCGAAAAUUUAAAAAUUCUUAUAUGUUAUAUGGAUGAUGUUAUAUUGUUAUUCCACUAUACAAAGUUAUGAUUGGUUAGCAUUUUAAAGUAACUAACGUAAGUGGAAAUUUUAUUAUUCUCACGUACACAGGUACACUAAAUAGUUUUUUUUUAGGGAAAUCUGUUUUUUUAGAGCAAAAAAAAAGGUAACUAUGUCCCUUUAGACUAAUCUGUACUACUUUAUGUCCUAUUAGACUAAUUUUUUCGAAAAUGGCAGUAAUGCCCUUAAAAUUGUAAUUUUUUGAAAA